AUGUGCACGAGUAUCCAAGAACGGUACCUCCAUGAUGGAACGAACAGUCCCAGGGUUGAGGCCAGAGGCAUUGUUGUUGUGUCAGGAACGGCGGUGGCCGGUUUCCCCGCAAUUUCGGUCCCACGGUUGGCGAUGGUGCGAGAGGAUGACGAGCUCGAUGGCGCCACGGGGUUACCAGAGCUAGGUAUCAUGGGAUUCAUGGGGUUUACUUCAUCCGACAGCGAUCGCAGCAAUGAUAUGCACGGCGCUCAGACUCCACGUGGUCGAGCGGGCGUCAUGGCAAAAGGAGGUGUAGGCACUUGA
This is a messenger RNA of Penicillium cosmopolitanum, 303 nucleotides long. RefSeq lists its product as uncharacterized. The transcript is spliced from 2 exons. Bases 1 to 303 code for a protein of 100 amino acids. NCBI's taxonomy places the organism in Eukaryota, Fungi, Ascomycota, Eurotiomycetes, Eurotiales, Aspergillaceae. The record is from RefSeq and is a predicted model, not a curated record.